AUGGCUGGCGAUCUAACGGAAAUUUACGGCCGCCUAGCGAUCAAUAAUGAUGAGGAGGAAGUUUUGGACUUGGGGAGUAUUGUUACGGAGGAAAACGACGAUAAAGUUGCACUAAUGCUUGUAGGGAGACUAUUAACAGACCGCCCUUUCAAUGUGGAUGCUUUUCAGCAAACGAUAAUACAAUCAUGGGCAAUGACGGGGAAGGCGGUUGUGCGUAGUAUUGGACCGAAUUUGUUUGCUUUUCAGUUCUUUCAUUGGCGUGACAAAGAGAAGGUUAUUCUCGGUGGACCCUGGUGUUUUGAUAACCAACUCCUGAUUUUGAGCGAGGUUACAGGGGAUGAACCACCAACGGAGGUAGCCCUGAAUUUCUCACCUUUCUGGGUGCGAAUCCGCAACCUCCCUUUCAACUGUCGAAUAAAUGCUCACGUAAAGGCAGUUGCUGGCUGCCUAGGAGCGGUUUUGGAGGUGGAGGACGAUGAUGUUGGAAUUGAUAAGGACCGCAGAGUUCGGGUUUUGCUAGAUGUGCGGAAACCACUACGGCGGGUAAAGACUAUAAAGAACAAAAGAGGCAUGGAUGUGGUGGUGGAGUUUCGGCAGAGAAGAGGGAUACAAAUGGGGGUAUGUCUAAGAGCGUCACCAAGAAAGGGUAGAACUCAACAGGUAGCGGAAGUGGAGUCUCUGAAGGCUGCAAAGAAAGUUUUAUUUGUGGCAAAGAAUAUGAUGGGGGAAAAGGGGAGUACGGAUAGUGAUGGGAAGGGCACAAAGAGUGUAAGGGAGGAGCAAGUGGAAGGAAUACAGAUUUCAAAGAAGAAUGCAAUGGUCAACAGGGAAGUGGACGAGGGGGAGAAGUCUAUAACCAAUCAUGUAGGCAGGGGGAGAGAGGAUACAAUAGUGGGGGUGAUAGCUGAGGGAGUGCAGGAACGGGGGUCCACAAACAAAAGUAGUACAGAGAAGGAUAGUGGGAGAAGGGGGGCGAAUGGAGAGGAGGUGCAAGAGGAGGUGCAAAGCGUAGAGGAAAGGGGGAGUGCAGUGAGCUCUAUGGCGUUCAACAUAGGCCAGCUGGGGAGCAAGAGAGGUAAAAUCCGAAAAAUGAAGAGAAUUGGGGAGGGGGGGAGUAUUGGUGGGGGUGGAGGUGUGAAGCAAGCCGCAGGGGGGCUGACAGGUGGGGAGAAUGAGAAAGAUGGAGGGAGGACGUGCAUUGAAAAAGUGGGUGGAGGGGAUACUACGGGAAACUAUUACCAUGGGGCAGGAGAGAAAAGGAAGGGGUGCAUGGAUGGGAAUGAUGUAGUGAUGAGUGAAAGAUGUGACGUAGAUAGAAACGUGAAGCUUGUUUUUUUGGGCUCCGAGUAUAAUGCAGGGAGUCAAGUAGCGGAGAUUGGCAGUGGCCAAUCCCGCGAAGGGCAAUGA
Molecule: messenger RNA, 1407 nt
Organism: Spinacia oleracea (spinach)
Lineage: Eukaryota; Viridiplantae; Streptophyta; Magnoliopsida; Caryophyllales; Amaranthaceae
Exons: 2
Coding region: 1-1407 (468 amino acids)
Source: RefSeq, a predicted model, not a curated record